This is a messenger RNA of Drosophila yakuba, 865 nucleotides long. RefSeq lists its product as uncharacterized. The coding region runs from base 32 to 166 and encodes 44 amino acids. The transcript has a single exon. The record is from RefSeq and is a predicted model, not a curated record. Lineage: Eukaryota; Metazoa; Arthropoda; Insecta; Diptera; Drosophilidae.
AGUUAGAUCCAGUUGUGGAGUCACUGCCGCCAUGAGAGGUCUUCUUCUGGUUCUGAUGCUCUUCAUUUUCGCCAUUCUGACGGCCCGGGCUCUAAACUGCCAGCCGUGUAAGUUACUGGAAGCCCGCAAGGCACAUGCAAAUGAAACGAGUACCCAGCAGAUGUGAGAAAAAGUGCCGAGUGUUGGAUGUUUUUGAUGUUUUGGGGGUCGGGAGAGCAGUGCGAAGUAAUCAGCAGCUUGUUUGACUAAUUAGCAAAACUUACGCACACACAAACACUCACAAAGGCAUCGACAACUUUUAUUCACACUCUCGACAAACGACUUAUUCGAAACUCAGUCUUAAUUGAAUGCUCGCAGCGAAACGACGACGUGUUCCGCACCGAAAAACCUAUUCACUCCAUAAAUCCGUAAAUCGUAGAAAAAACAUGAAGUUUCUGACUUUGCUGCUCGUCCUGGGAAUGUUGAUCGCCCUCUUUGCCGGAUCCUCGGAGGGCAGCUUUUGUCCUUGCGAUCUGAAGACCAAGGGCAGUGAGGUCUGCGGCUCGAAUGGUGUUACCUUCAAAAACCGCUGCGAGUUCGAGUGCAGCCAAAGGGAUUACAAGAAACUUGGACGCACCCUGAACAUCAGGAAUGAAGGACCUUGCAGCUCGACGAUCUGAAAUGUUAAUACAUCUUCGGUCCAAAAUGAGAUCCAUAGAUACUGUAGUGAUGAGUGCGGUGAGAUAGUUCUUGAGAUGAAUAAGUAACUAUCAAAAGCUUAAUACUCUUGUUGAAACCAUCUGAAAAUGCUUUCUCUCGUUUAUCAGUAAUGUAUAUUAUAACCAAGAUACUCAAAACAAAUAAAGCCGUGUGUUUAUUAAUUAAA